Molecule: messenger RNA, 1308 nt
Organism: Chaetomium globosum CBS 148.51
Lineage: Eukaryota; Fungi; Ascomycota; Sordariomycetes; Sordariales; Chaetomiaceae
Exons: 4
Coding region: 1-1308 (435 amino acids)
Biological process (GO): carbohydrate metabolic process
Molecular function (GO): hydrolase activity, hydrolyzing O-glycosyl compounds
Source: RefSeq, a predicted model, not a curated record
AUGCAUUGGUCUCUCCUGACCUCACCCUUGGCUCUGGGCCUCGCCGCCGCCCAACAGGUUGGCAAGUACGAGAACGAGAUACACCCCACACUCCAAUGGAGCAGCUGCGGCGCCGACGGCAGCUGCAAGAAAGUCGACGGCGGGGUGACCAUAGACGCCGACUUCCGGUGGCUGCACCGCGUCGAUAACCCCGGCAGCUGCUUCGACGGCAACACGUGGAACGAUCGGGGGUGCGACAGCGUCGACAACUGCACCGCCAACUGCGCGCUCGAGGGCGCCGACUACGUCCGCUCCUACGGCGUCAAGACCUCGGCCGACACCCUGUCGCAGCGCUUCCGCACCAACUUCGACUUUGCCUACAACGUCGGCUCGCGGCUUUUUCUGAUGGAGUCCCAGCACCGCUACCAGACGUUUACGCUGCGGGACAACGAGCUGGCCUUUGAUGUUGAUUUAUCCACCGUCGAGUGCGGCAUCAACAGCGCGCUGUACUUUGUGUCCAUGGAUGCCGACGGCGGCAUGGCGCGCUACCCGACCAAUGCGGCUGGUGCUGAGUACGGCACGGGCUACUGCGACGCCAGCUGCACGCGCAGUGUCAAGUUUGUGGGAGGAAAGGCGAACAGGGAGGGCUGGAUCCCCUCGGAGACGGACGAGUUCUCGGGUAAGGGGAACCUGGGAUCGUGCUGUCCGCAGUUUAGUGUGUGGAACUCCAACGCCCACUCCUUUUCCAUGUCGUCGCAUGUGUGUGUCAAGGAUGGUCCGCACGUCUGUUCUGCGGGAGACUGUCUCUAUAAUGAACCGUAUGCGGAGAGAGGACCCGGGAGGUGUGAUGCUACGGGGUGCAGUUAUAACCCGUAUCGGAUGGGCAACAAGGAGUUUUAUGGGAAGGGGAAGACGGUGGAUACAGCGCAGAAGUUUACCGUUGUAACCCAAUUCACCGCCACCAAAGUCACGCAAUUCCUCGUCCAGAACAACACCCGCUUCGACAUCCCCGCCCCCACCUUCACCGACCUCCCCCGCGAAGCCGGCCUCUCCCGCGACAUGUGUGUCAAGCAGUUCGACCUCUUCGCCGAGCGCGACAUCAUGUCGGAGCUCGGCGGCUGGGAGCACCACCAAAGCCAGCUGCUGGACCAGCCCCUGGUCAUGGUCAUGUCUAUUGGGGCCGAUGUGAGCACCCCCCCUUUUUUGCCCUUCGAUGGUUUGGGCGUAUACGGUGCAUUGGUCGAAUAUCAGGUUUGGGCCGAUCGGGUCGACGGUCAAAGUUUGACGGUGCAUCUGAACAUCUUGCAUGCAUUCAUCAUGAAUCUAUGA